Episyrphus balteatus (marmalade hoverfly) is the source of this 5949-nucleotide messenger RNA. Its product is annotated as general transcription factor 3C polypeptide 1. The coding region runs from base 85 to 5886 and encodes 1933 amino acids. Gene Ontology annotation, biological process: transcription initiation at RNA polymerase III promoter; 5S class rRNA transcription by RNA polymerase III. The transcript is spliced from 12 exons. Gene Ontology annotation, cellular component: transcription factor TFIIIC complex. NCBI's taxonomy places the organism in Eukaryota, Metazoa, Arthropoda, Insecta, Diptera, Syrphidae. Gene Ontology annotation, molecular function: DNA binding. The record is from RefSeq and is a predicted model, not a curated record.
AUAAACAAAAAUACUACAAUCCAAAUGUUAAUAAAAUUAAUUAUUUACAAAAUAAAUAAACAAAAUACUUAAAAAAUUGCUACAAUGGCCUUUUCACAAUCAAAAAAUUUAACAUCUGCAAUACUUGAAGAAAUUGGACUUGAAGGACUAGAAGGAAUAACAAUUUCUGGCCUAUGGAUAAGACUCUCAGAUCUUUUACAACUUCCAUUACCACUUCUUGAUCGAUUCCAAAUACAAGUAUGGAAUGUAAUAAUGCAAGCUCAUGAUUAUUUAUUAUUCUAUGAAUUACCCGAACCACGAGAACAGCUAAAAUUAUGGAACAGAUUUGCCAAUACAGAUCCAGAUUAUGGUCUGCCUACAACAUUGACGGAAUGCCCAUUCAAUUUGUACAAAUGUGUCCCAGUAUCGGAUGGAGAAAUCCUAGGGUCAUGUGAAAAUUAUGACUCCCGCAUACCCAUUCUAUUUGAUGAAUUAAAAUGCAUGAGUUUAAAGGAAAUUAACGAUAAAUGGGGUGAAAAAUUUGUCAUAGUUGGUAAUCAAAAACUGCGAUACAGUUGCCUCAUUCCGCCACAAAUAAGUAUACCCACAGAAAUCACUGCAUCACAAUACUGCGUGCUUGAAUUCAUUGGACGAUCCCGCAAAAAUGGCAUUACAACUGCCGGAAAGUUUUCAAUAUUACAUUGCUGUAGAGAUGCUGCAAUUGGCUUCUACAUUAAAAACAAAUUAAUUCGUCUUGGUUUGAUUACAAGACAAUGUUACACAGAAAAACGAGCUGAUCGUUUAAUUGGUUCAAGUCUCUUGCAUUUAACGCGUUUCUAUAGCCCCAACAAAACUGCUUUUCAGGCUGUGGUCGAAAAGAUGUUUUUCGCUUUGAAACACACUCCCAAUCAAAGAUUGUCUAUGACUGGUAUUCGGCAAUUGUUUCCAUCAGAAAACCAAGCGAUGAUAAAGAAGAUCCAGACUACGCAAUUCUUUAAAAAAAUAUUUGAUGUAUCUAAUUGCCCUGCAAAGGAAUUAGCCGAUUUCAAACUGACUUCUAAAUAUAAUGGUAGCCGAGAGAUUCUCUGUGUGAAAUUAAAAAAUCCUUGUUUAUCAGAGGAUGAACUAUUUAAUGACGAUGAAAUAAUAGAAGAAAAAGAAUCAAACGGUUUUUACGAUUAUAAACAUUCAUAUGUUGAUAUGCCACUUGCAGAAGAAAUUUAUCGUGCUAUUGAAAAAUGUGGCAGCGAAGGCUGUAGUCAAAGUCAAUUGUGUACAAAUAUGUCAGCAAAUCAUUUGAAUGUUCGUCAGGGAUUGAAAAAAGCUGUUCAACAAAAACUUAUUACUUCUUAUUCGAAGGAUAUGGGUCGACAGAGAACAAAUAUGUUAGUAGCCAUCAGUUGUGCAAAUUCUGUUAAGAAAGUUAAAGAAGACCGCGCUAAAAUCACCCAAAAUCUAAAAUGCAGAGAUGAACCACAACUCCCACCUGAACCAGAUUUACCACCCAAAGACAUAAAACAAAUAACAUCAACAAUUAAAGAAGUCGUAAAUAAAUUCAAUCCAAUUCCACGUGAUGUUACUAUCAAACAAAUCGAACGUCAACAAAUGGUCGUCAAAUUAGUCGAUAAACUUUGUAUAAUUCAAGUUCCCAUCUUACGAACUGAAAUAAUCAAAUAUGAACAAGAAGCAGGCUAUAAAGAUGAAAUAUGCAACAAAUCAAUUUACAGAAUCAUUGCACGAUUACAAAAACAAAAUAUUGUCAAUACAUACGAAAUCACCCUCCGAUUGGACGAACAUGCUCGUCUUUAUCGUUAUGUUACCCAUCCAAAAAUUGACAUUAAUCAUGAAGUAAUGCAAAGGGAAGUUCUUAAACUCAAAAAUGCUCUCUUUCUAUUUUUGGAAGAGAAAAAGUGUCGCAUUAUUCCACCUAGAUUUAGCCAAACUGGCAAACCUAAAGAACAACGUAUUGGUCUGAUUCCCGUGGGACCACAAAAAUCACCAAAAUUCUUAACAGCACGUUUUAUGCAUGAAUUCAUGUUUUAUAUGUUAAAUGAUUUACAACCCAAUCGUCAACCAUUAACUCUGACUGAAACUAUGCUAACUACAUGGUUGCAAUCUGAGCCGAAUAUUAAUUGUAAUGAAUUGUAUAAAAAUAUGGUUGAAGAAGGCAUUUCUCCAUACAGAGAUACUAUCAAUUGGAAGACAUUCAUUAUACCUUUGCCAAUUUAUAAAGACAAACCAGAUGGAUGGAUUUCUUUCCCGGAUGUCGUUGAACGAAUGCCAUUUUCUUUAUUACACAAAAUUAUUCAUGUUCCUCCAACAGUGGAUAAAUUAGCUAUAGAAUAUCUAAUGCAUCCUGUUAAGCAACAUUACAUGAUUAAACAACUACCCUUGACCAUACAAAGUCUCGUUAACCGAGGUCGAUUGUCUAGAAUUUUAUGUAACAUCGUUCAAAUACUUCAACUUAUGGGAUUGAUUCAAGUUAGUGAAAAGAAAGCCAAAGAUCCAAUUCAAAUUUGGGUUUAUAUCAAUCGAAAGGCUUCAAUUGUCGAUACUACACCCUCUGAACCGGGUUAUAUAGAAAUUAAUCGCGAUAGAGAAUACUCGAGGAUUGAUUUUAAUUUGCAAAAAAUGAGUGACAUCAAACAAUACUGGAAUUGCUUGCAUAAAACUUGUUUAGUAACCAGACUGGGCUUUGUUCAUAAGAAUAUGGAAUCUGAUGCAAAAGGAGUGUAUAAAAAACGUCGGCUUGCUUUAACUGAUAUAAUCUCUCCAGUGACAUCGUUUGAAGAAGCUCCUAAUUUAGAUAUUGGAAUACCCCCGGGUGAUGGUCUAGGAGCCGGUGGAUUAGCAUCCGGUUUGUAUUCAUCAUUCCAACGUAAUUGGACAUGGCUGGUUAAUAACAAACAUACAGCUGCUGCAGCUGCAAAACUAAGAAAACAAAGUACCAAAUUCAUGCGAACUAGAAUGUCCAAGUUAUCUGAUGAAAUUAUGGUUCGGAAAACAUCUGCUGUUACCUCGUCGGCGGUAUCAUUAAAAAAAGGUACAACUCGUUUAGCAACGACAUCAACAGGAAAAGUGGUUAAACGGAAGAAAAUAGUUUCUCUCAAGAAAAAAGCUAAAUUUCCUUCCGAUUCAAUUGAUCGAGAUGCAAUUAGACAAAUGCGCUCUUUACGUGCUCGUUGGAGUCAUAAAGAAGAUCUUAUAUUAAAAAUGGCUCGAGCAACGUUCUUGUUCCUCGGUGUUCCUGUUAUUCAUUUGAAUCUGAGAGAUGUAGCGAAGAUCACUCGUGAUAUUAUUCGCUUGCAGUGUAACAUUCACAAUAAAACAACUCAAGCAUGUCAUCGAAGAAUACAUUUUAUGGUUAAAACUAAUCGUCAUUUACCUGAGCUACCACAAUGGUUGCAUGCUAUGCAAACUAAUGAUCACCUAACAUCGCGAUAUAAUUCGGAAACUUUUCAUCGUGAUUUAAAAGAAAUCUAUCCGGUAAAAUCAGACUUUCAAAAUGCUUUGGCAGUUCAUUUUCUCUAUGCUUUUGGUGUAUUGCAAGCUCAGCAAAUGGAAAAUGAUCCAAAAUAUCUAAGGAAAAAAACGGCAAACUUCCCCAACACUCUUAAAGAAUUUUAUAAAAAAUACCGUGAGUGUACACCUCUCGGUGAUGACAAAUCAUUGUUGUAUACGAAUCCGACAAUAACUCUUGAUCUUCAACUUGCUACUAUUAAUAAUGUUUUACAUAGUUCUUUGGGUUGCGUUCGUGAUAAGACACAGUAUAAUUUACAGAUUUUUGAUGUCUUUAAAACUUAUUCCGAGGAAGUACUUCAUACAGCUUUUAAAAUUGCUAGAAUCGAUGGAUUGGUGGUUUCUCGAAAGAAAUCACAAACGCAAACCUACACAACCCAAUUGACUGGACCGUCAUUUGUAUUCUCUAACAAAUAUCGAAUGAGUUUGAUGUUUCUAAGAUAUCCUUACGUUGUUUUGGAUAUGUUGUAUGCAUUUUUUACCCAAACAACAAUGCAAAUUUACAAUAAUGAGCCAACAGUGGUUGAAAUUAAAUCACCUCAUUCGGGGCAGUUAUUUGUUUUGGCUGAGCUUUUGUGGCAUCAAGCGAUUACAAUUGAAGUAAGACCGCCAAGUAAUAUUUUAACCAUUGAUCCAAUGGCUCAGCAAUCGAAUACAAGUCAAACACAGAAAAUUAUGGAUCAUUAUCAUAAUUUGCUGGAAUAUGGUCCUCAAACGGAAUAUUCAAAACAUUUCGAUGCUUUGGGGGAAUUGGCAACUAGAGUUAAGUUUAAGGCUGGAAAUGUAAAGCAUAAGAUAAAUUAUAAUCCUUUUGAUGUUAUUGCAAAGAUGGACAGUGUACAGAUUCAUUUCUUUUGUUUUUUGAGAAAUAUGAAUCAAUCGGUGGAUUUGAAUUUUAGUAAACUUUUAUCAGAAAAAGUUCAGAGUAAUGUAAAUGAGAACGAAGAAGAAGAAAAUGAUGACGAUAUAAAUUUAUGUCCCUUCUCUAACGAUUGUGUAAUGAAAACUGAUGAUUAUUUAAAUUCCAUUGAAACAAUUGUUAAAAAUCAAGAAAAUUGUCUUGUUGAGAUAAAUGAAGAAAUCGAUUUGAACUCUAUCGAAACUAAAACGAAUUCAAUUAUAAUUUAUUCGGAAAAUAUUUUAUCAAUUUUUGAAUCAUAUCGAAUAUGUAUGAAAAGUCAUUUAGCCAAAGAGGAUUCCAAAGAUUUGGGUUCUACUACAUUGACUAGAAAACCAUUAAAUUUAGUUCAAAUUAGUAAAAGUAUUUUGGAAGAAUACGAUGAAACACAAAUGGACGAUGAACAUGAACCAGAAUUAAAUAAGGAUGAAAAAAAUGCUAGAGCUCAAGAUGUGUUUGUUGUAAAUUUGCCAUGUUUAAAAAUUAGUGCAUCGAAAGAGAGUGAAGAAUGGGAGAAAGUUGAACAUAAAGGAAUUAUGAUGCCUGAAGUUUUGAUGGAAACUGCUAUAUUGAGAGAUGCAGUGCUGGAACGAAUUGUUGAUGAUGCAUGCUGGAAAUAUACACAAAAUGAUCUCGGAACCCUUAAAACUUUAAUGACUGAGAUUGGACUUACCGAUGAAGAACAAGAUCAGAUUGUAAAAAUUCAUGAUUUUAUUGAGUCUCAUGAUCUUGGUGCUCCAGCCGCUGAUCUUGUGAAACGUUUUCCUGAUGUGGAAUUUUUACAAAAAGCUACAAAACUACUACGUCAGCAUUAUUUAGUACUACGAGCUGGUGUUUCAACUUUUGUAUAUGUUCAAAAGAAUCAUGUUCGACACUGGGUAAUUCAUACCCGUCAUAUUAAACGUUUAGAACGAGAAUCUAUGGGAAAAUUAGUUCCUGGCCAAAAACGAAAACCAGAUGAUGAGUAUUUAAGUGAUAAUGAACCUUCAGGGUCUAAACAAAGUCGGACAAAUGAUGGUCGGCGAAAACCAAAACCAGUUGAACGUUAUGAAGAUAUGAAAGAAGUAAGAACUUCAUCUUUGGAUCAAACAAAUUCAAAGGAACAACUUCUAGUUCUCAGACCUUGUCCAUGGAUUCGAGUAAAUGGGUCUUUGAAUCGACGCCUUCUUGACAAAUGGUUGGGUAGCAUUUUAAUUGAAUGCUCAGUACAAAAUGGUUGCACUGUUCAAUCAGUUUGUUUGCGUUAUAAACAAAUGCAUGCUGCAGAUAUAAUGUACCUUUUAGAAGUAUUAACUGAAUUGAAAAUAGUUGAAUUAAGAAGCUAUAAACCGCGUUCGGUUGGAUUAUUUACAAAAUAUGAAGAACUCGAACAAAGUAAAGGUAAUGAAUUUACUGAUCCACAGAAUACAUACAUUAUUACUAUGCCUGAUGCAACGCUUCGUAUGACACAAUUCAUUGGCGAUAAACUUUAUCGAUCUGAGUUCGUUUAAAUUAAAAACAAAUAUUUCUUUUAAAAAGAGAAAUAUAUUAAGCCUUUUCACAUGUAUAAAGUA